Syngnathus typhle (broad-nosed pipefish) is the source of this 2528-nucleotide messenger RNA. RefSeq names its product cyclin-dependent kinase 21 (gene cdk21). The coding region runs from base 917 to 1825 and encodes 302 amino acids. NCBI's taxonomy places the organism in Eukaryota, Metazoa, Chordata, Actinopteri, Syngnathiformes, Syngnathidae. The record is from RefSeq and is a predicted model, not a curated record. Gene Ontology annotation, biological process: signal transduction; regulation of G2/M transition of mitotic cell cycle; regulation of gene expression. Gene Ontology annotation, molecular function: ATP binding; cyclin binding; cyclin-dependent protein serine/threonine kinase activity. The transcript is spliced from 7 exons. Gene Ontology annotation, cellular component: cytoplasm; cyclin-dependent protein kinase holoenzyme complex; nucleus.
CACGAACGUGUGCUUUGUAUUUUGAAUCCUGGAAGUGAAUGCACAUAAUAGGCGGCGGCAGCGGCGGAGGGCAUGUGCACGUGGGUGGACGGACAACACCUAGCAUUGGUGCCCGCUCGCCAACCGCCCGCCCGAACACGCACGUCACGGCACGGCACGUCACGGCACGGCACGGCACGGCACGGCACGCCUGGUGUUAACUUUGAGCUUUUCUAAUUGAGUCGCACACUUAUUUUUGGAGUGGAGGAGAGCCCGCCCCAUUUGUCUGGACCGUCAGCGAUACUGAAGCAAGAUCUUUUAAAUCAUCCCUUUAGGUAAAGUAAAUAGUAAAGUCACGUACUGUACUGUACUGUACUGUAUUGUCGUCAAGUAAAGAAAUCGCGUAGGCUAACCCGCUAAUUGGUAUAGACGCUCAUUAGCUCGUCACGUGACAUGCUUAGUGUACUUUGCAAUCUUGAUUAAAAUGGGUGUUUUUUUACUUCAUAAUAGCUUAGAACUCUAAUAAAGACGUAUUUUCAGACUCAUUGGCGUCACCGCCAUGUUGAAUGGGGUAGGUAUAGUCGAGAGAAGGUUUUUGCACUUAGCCAAGAAUGAACGGGAUUGCCUUUCUCAGGUAAGGCUAAACAACAAUGACUUUUGGUUAUCAUGACAAAACAAUUGGAAUAGCAUUUACGGACGUCUUGGCGAAUAUACUACAUCACAGGAGACAGUAGCUUUGCUGCCUUUUCUUCUCAGGUCUUUGGGAAAGUUGCCUAGUAUGACCAAAUGUAGCCAUGGAACUAACAAAUAUAAGAAUCGUUACGUUUGGCCAUCCUUUUGGCACAAUUCAAGUUAUUAUUCUUAUUUGAAUGACUCGUGCGUUUUCCCCAACUGCUCUGCUCCGCUCUGCUCUGCUCUUUCACCUCCAAGGUAGGUGAUGGAGGUUGGCGCAAGUUCGCUGCUCUAUGAGCUACUGGCAGAGAUUGGCCAGGGCUCCUUCGGCAAGGUGUACAAGGCCAGGGCAGUGGGCGAGGGAGGGCGACUCCUGGCAGUGAAGAAGUUCCACUUCUGCAGCCAGUCGUCGGCGGACGACAACGGCAUCCCUUCCUAUAUCCUCCGUGAGGUUGCCCUGCUGGAUAGGAUGAAGUACUUCCAACAUAGCAACGUCGUCAAGUUGUUAGAUGUGACGGCCACGCUGGCGGGCAACGUGUUGGACCUCACUUUGGUGUUGGAGUACAUCGACCAGGACCUGUCCACCUAUUUGUCCAAAGCCCCUCCGUCUGGCCUCGGCCGGGACAACAUCAGGUUGUUGAUGCUGCAGGUGAUGCGUGGCCUGGACUUUCUACAUGUCAAUAUGGUGCUGCACCGCGACCUCAAACCGGCCAACAUCCUGGUCAGCAGCUGCGGCCUGGUCAAGAUCGCUGACUUUGGCAUGUCUCGCUUGUACACCUUUAACACUGCCCUCUCGCCAAAUGUUGUCACCUUGUGGUAUCGAGCUCCGGAACUACUGCUCAAAUCCUCUUACAUGACAUCCGUGGACGUGUGGAGCGCGGGCUGCGUCUUCGCCGAGCUCUUCUUGCUCAAGCCGCUCUUCGACGGAAUCAGCGAGGCGCAGCAGCUGCGAAUGAUCUUUGAGUUCAUCGGCUUGCCGAGCCAGGACGAAUGGCCCGAGAGCAGCCCCGUCAGCUACUCGCUCCACUUUGGACCCAAGAAUCCCAGUCCCCGCCUGCUGUUCCGCAUGGACCCUUAUGGGAGAGACCUGCUUCUGCAAUGUUUGACCUUCGCGCCGAGCAGACGCAUCUCGGCCGCCGCGGCCCUCGCUCACCCCUUCUUCAACCAGCACUGAGGGAAAGUAUUGACUCCAUUCCAUGUUGUUGUGACACAUUGCCAAAAGUAUGAUGAGCGCCUUAACAUUUGUAGGACACUUUUUGUUUUUGCUUUGAUCCGUGCUACGUGUAAAAAGGCAGCGCUUUCUUUAGUUGUUCAAAUCUGACCGCGUUCCAACCCUGAUCACUGUCACCACAGGUUUUUGUAUUUGCCUUUCCAACCGUUACUAAUCACUGCCUUUUGAUGACUUGUCACCUUCAAGCAGAUAAACAUUGAUGAUUAAAGGAAAUAUUUCUUGCCAACCAAGCGUCUUAAUAACACCGAUCAAGAAUGACUGAGGAAGGGCACCUUUGCAAAAGUGACAGAGAACAAAAUUGCUGGCGGGCAGGCACAAACUAAGAUAUGGCCAAAUCUGCCCACCCGGGCGCCAUGUCACGUCGCCAUGGAAACGUUUGUGUUGAUUGCUUUCGUAUCCAGUGAGAAAAAAAGCAGGCAUCUUUCAUUCACCAAAUUGGAAGAUUGAUUCAAUGAUCGACUCGCAUCACCUUUCGUUAAAAAAAUGCUUUCGACUUUUUGAUAGGAACAUUUCAGUUAGCCGUCAGUUGGCACUUUUUCAUCCCGACUGUCUUUAAAGGCAACACCGCCAGUUCCCAAGACCUCCGUUGCUGUUUUGCCAACUCUUUGCCCUCUUUGGAGUAUGGAUCCGGACAUAGCACGGGUUG